CAGUUCCCUGACUUGGCUUUACAUCUCCAUUGCCCAUCACAGCAACCUUUGCAGCUCAUUUCUUUCCAAGGAAUUCCUGUUCUUGCUAAGCUAGAUCACCAAAAAGUACUAAAAUCCUAACAAAAGCAAGAAUCAAUGGCUGCAACCAUGGCAAUACUCAAUGCAAAGUGCUUGAGCAUCAACGCCAACAAGAAUACCAACCCCAUCAAGCCACCAACAAAACCCAUCUACCUUCUCGCCAUGCAAAACCUCCCGAAAGGUCUAACCAUCUCAAAACCAGCUGAGAACACAGCCCUAGCCGGAACUGCUAUUGCAGGUGCUAUCUUCACUACCUUGAGCUCAUGUGAGCCUGCUUUUGCUGCACAACAAAUAGCUGAAAUAGCAGAAGGUGACAACCGCGGUUUAGCACUCUUGCUGCCGCUAAUACCAGCCAUAGCUUGGGUGCUAUUCAACAUCCUCCAACCAGCACUUAACCAAGUUAACCGAAUGCGUGAGACCAGGGGGGUGAUCAUUGGGCUUGGACUUGGUGGGUUGGCUGCAUCAGGUUUUAUGUCAACGCCAGAUGCAUCAGCCAGUGAAAUUGCCAUGAUUGCUGAAGCAACAAGUGACAGCAGGGGUACGCUUCUGUUGCUUGUUGUUGCUCCUGCUAUUCUUUGGGUGCUCUACAAUAUUCUACAACCAGCUUUGAACCAAAUCAACAGGAUGAGGUCCUAGUGAGAAAAAUAAACAAGUGGGAUGGGAUUUGUUGGGGGUGUGAUUGGCAUAAAUUUACCUGUAAUUGCAAGUUAUUUUAAUGAAACUUUCUUUUGUUUCGAGCA
Molecule: messenger RNA, 818 nt
Organism: Populus nigra (black poplar)
Lineage: Eukaryota; Viridiplantae; Streptophyta; Magnoliopsida; Malpighiales; Salicaceae
Product: photosystem II reaction center proteins PsbY, chloroplastic-like
Exons: 1
Coding region: 136-714 (192 amino acids)
Biological process (GO): cell redox homeostasis; photosynthesis
Cellular component (GO): photosystem II; chloroplast thylakoid; membrane
Molecular function (GO): manganese ion binding
Source: RefSeq, a predicted model, not a curated record